GCGCGGGGUCGGGGGAGGGGGCAGCAUGGCCUGGCCGUCCGGCCCCUUUUCCACCGCCGCGGCUCAGCUGCUCCGGGAGUCUGGCGGCGGCGGCGGCGGCGGCGCUCUUCCUCGCGCGGCCCUCCCCAGCUCCGAAUGGAGCCCGAAGCCCCCCAGCCCCCGGGCCUCGCCUCCUCCUCGCCGGACUCCCCGCACGACCCUUGCAAAAUGUUCAUCGGAGGACUGAGCUGGCAGACGACGCAAGAAGGCUUGCGGGAGUACUUCAGCCAAUUCGGGGAAGUCAAGGAGUGCCUGGUCAUGAGGGACCCGCUGACAAAGCGCUCCAGGGGAUUCGGCUUCGUCACCUUCAUGGACCAAGCCGGCGUGGACAAGGUGCUGGCCCAGUCCAGGCACGAGCUGGACUCCAAGACGAUUGACCCCAAAGUGGCAUUUCCUCGCAGAGCUCAGCCCAAGAUGGUGACACGGACUAAGAAGAUUUUUGUGGGAGGCCUCUCUGUGAACACCACGGUGGAAGAUGUGAAACAGUACUUUGAGCAGUUUGGGAAGGUGGACGAUGCCAUGCUUAUGUUUGACAAGACAACUAACAGACAUCGAGGUUUUGGAUUUGUCACAUUUGAGAGCGAAGACAUUGUGGAGAAAGUCUGUGAGAUCCACUUCCAUGAGAUCAACAAUAAAAUGGUGGAAUGUAAAAAAGCUCAGCCAAAGGAAGUGAUGUCCCCCACUGGCUCAGCAAGAGGGCGGUCCCGGGUGAUGCCUUAUGGGAUGGAUGCCUUCAUGCUUGGGAUUGGCAUGCUGGGCUACCCAGGGUUUCAGGCUGCCACCUAUGCCAGCCGAAGUUACACUGGCAUUGCUCCUGGCUACACUUACCAGUUUCCCGAAUUCCGGGUAGAGCGGACCCCUCUCCCGAGUGCCCCUGUUCUCCCUGAGCUUACAGCCAUCCCUCUCACUGCAUAUGGACCAAUGGCGGCGGCGGCGGCAGCGGCAGCUGUGGUGCGAGGGACAGUUCUGCUUCCUCCUGUAGGUUCCACCCCGAGCCGUACUGGAGGUUUCCUGGGCACUACCAGCCCUGGGCCGAUGGCAGAGCUUUAUGGGGCAGCCAAUCAGGAUUCAGGAGUCAGCAGUUACAUUAGUGCGGCAAGUCCUGCCCCGAGUACCGGUUUUGGACACAGCCUAGGGGGACCUUUGAUUGCAACAGCUUUUACUAAUGGUUACCACUGAAGCUGAGGACCAAGAAAGAAGUUGGUUCCCCAGCGAGCGAAGCAAGGAUGGCAAGCUGGAGGAUCCGGCAACAACUUGAGAGAUGAGCCAAGAUUUCAUAUGAGUAACGAAAACUGCACACUUGGGGCUGCUGGCGGGGCUGCUGCUGGCCAGUCCUGCUAUCUCCUGUUGACCAGAAAGCACUGGAUUUUGAACCCGAGGAGCUCUCGUCUCCUCUCUUUAUUAACCGCAGACCGUUUACACUUCUCCCCAAACCCCACCAACCCACUGAUUUCUUCUUUUAUUUAUUUUGUUAGCGAGUUAGUUUUUAUUUUUUAGUCUUUGGGGGAAGGGAGGGAAA
Sceloporus undulatus (fence lizard) is the source of this 1558-nucleotide messenger RNA. It is a transcript of the gene MSI1, whose product is annotated as musashi RNA binding protein 1. Gene Ontology annotation, molecular function: RNA binding. NCBI's taxonomy places the organism in Eukaryota, Metazoa, Chordata, Lepidosauria, Squamata, Phrynosomatidae. The coding region runs from base 136 to 1218 and encodes 360 amino acids. The transcript is spliced from 15 exons. The record is from RefSeq and is a predicted model, not a curated record. Gene Ontology annotation, cellular component: cytoplasm.